Perca flavescens (yellow perch) is the source of this 5399-nucleotide messenger RNA. It is a transcript of the gene atxn7, whose product is annotated as ataxin 7. NCBI's taxonomy places the organism in Eukaryota, Metazoa, Chordata, Actinopteri, Perciformes, Percidae. Bases 266 to 3094 code for a protein of 942 amino acids. The transcript has 13 exons. The record is from RefSeq and is a predicted model, not a curated record.
GUCUGGUAAACAGACAUGGAAGCACCAGGUGAAGACCUCCACAGAGGCUGAGCACUGUACUCGCUCUUUCCCACCGUCUUCUGUCUAUUUCGCCCAUUGCAUCCAGUUGAUAUAGAUCUGCUUGGUGUCACCUUUACGCCUACAGCCUCCAGAGGCUUGACUUCCUCUCCAGUGUGUGUGGCGGCCAACAAUCACCAAAACUGAUGAGGAUCAUCUGAUUGAGUUAAAAUAACUUCCUUUUUUCUUAUUUUGCCAAGCGGAAAGAAUGUCGGAAAGGGCCGAGGAUGACGUCAGGGGGGAGCAGCGCCGAGCGGCCAGGCAGCAGCUGAAGCAGCAGCAGAUCCAGCGGAGAGAAGGCUCCACAGCAAUGGCGACUGUUGCGGAGCGGAGAUCCUUGCCUAGUCCAGAAAUAAUGCUGGGACAGCCUUGGAGCAACUGGGUCGACGCCGCCAAACUCCACGGCAACGACGGUGCUGAAUCGGAGGAAAGUUUCAAAGACUUCGGGAAAAAUCGAGAAGCCAUGCGUUUGUGCAGAGAAGACAUGCCCAUAUUUGGCCAGUGUCCUGCACAGGACGACUUCUACCUGGUGAUGUGCAGCCACUGCAGCCAGGUAGUCAAGCCCCAAGCCUUCCAAGCACACUACGAGAGAAGACAUAGUGCGGCCAACAAGCCAGCCUCCACCUCGCCCUUCCCUGUGUCGGGCAGGAACCGGAGCAGCGGACUUGGGCCUGGGCUGGGCUCGGGCUCUGUAGCCGGAGUGGCGAGUGGAGGCAUUGUUACCCGACCCUCCACCGCUGGAGCCAGCUUAGCGUCCUCCUCCUCUAAUCCUAAACUCCUCAAAACCGCCAAAGAGAAGCCAGGCAUUCAGCGAAGAACCCCCUUUGCACCCUUCAGGACGCCCCAGCUGGACAAGAUCCUCACCCCGGCUGUCAAGGUGGAGAAGAUGCAUCUCAGGGUGGACUCGUCAGUUAAGCUGGUGCAGGCCCCAUCUGCCCCUGCCACCACCUCACCCUCCUCUACAUCCUCCUCUAGCAUCACUGUGAGCUCCAACACUACCACCAUCACCACCUCCUCAUCAUCAGCCCUUAAACCAGGCCUUAACUGUCCCUCCAUACCAAAGCCUCCAUUACUGGCCCCGGGUCAGAUUCCCAACGGCAAGGGCCACCUCUCAGUCCUGUCAGACAAGAAGCAGGACAGCAGCAGCAGUGCCAGUAGCAGACGCCACAUUAACAAGAAAGUGACAGAGCGUGAGUUCAAUGCAGAUAUCCACUGUGGCGUUGUGGAUAUAACAGCUCGGAAACCAUGCACAAGAUCCCUAACUUGCAAGACACAUUCCUUAAGCCAGCGGAGGGCGGUGCCAGGGCGGAGGAAGCGCUUUGACACACUGCUGGCGGAGCACAAGAACAAAGCAAGGGAGCGGGGGAAGGACAGAGAUCUCCACCAACCCCAUUCCCAGCAAAACCCCUCUCUCAGGGACCCACACCCCUCCUCCCACCUUGCUGCUGGCCAUGACGCCCACCAGGUCGCUCAUGGCAACGGCACCGCCCCAGACGCCACUAAGCCUUUGCCUCUCAGCAAGCCCAAAUUUCACAGCCCUGGUCUUCCACGACUAAACAGCGGUCACGGAGGUGGUACCCCCGGAGACCCCACAGUAGUCCACGAGUCGCCACACCAUGCCCAAACUACCCCCGAUGGGUUUUCUCGACCCUCCAGUGACGAGGGAGAGAACGAAGAGCGGGAGGACAGCGCUGACAAACUGGACUGUCACUAUUCAGGUUAUCACCCUCGACCGGCAGCUUUCUGUACAUUCAGAAGUCGACUGUUUGGGAGAGGCUGUUACUCCUUUGAUCGGCGAUGGGACAGAGUGCGAUGUGCCCUCACCACAAUGAUGGACAAGCAUGUCAACUCUCAGAUGUGGAAGAAAAUCCCCUUGGCCUUAGAGAACUCUUCCGUUGCACCUACUCAUAGGACAAGCACAAAUUCUCACGGUAGCACUCCCUCUUCAGGCUUCCUGGGCCCCCCUUCCACCUUGCCCCAGACUCCUUAUAGCCAAUCCUACGAGGGCAAGUCAGUGCUCUCCUAUGGGACCACCUUAAAUGCCCGCAGCUCCCCACAGGGCGGGGCUGAGCACCCGGCCUACGGCAUUACGCAGGCCCGACAAGUGUCUUCGUCGCCGCAGAUGCCUUCAGCCCACUCAUCCUCAUCUUCUUCAGCUCCUUCCCUAGCCUCAGGCCGGGUGCCUAAGUCCCGUUCUUCCAGCAGCAGCACUACCAAGUCGUCAUCGUCGUCAUCAUCCUUCAGGCCCAAGGAGGUCUCCUCUGGCUCCUCCACACCCGUCAUCCCCAACUCCAUUGGUGGGGGCAGCAGUGGAGCCAACAGUAACAGUAGCAACACUAGCUUCAGCUCGGGGAAGAAGAGGAAGAACAGCUCAAUUCUAUCUUCGUCCCAUGGCCCCUCUGAAUCCUCGUCUUCUAAUGCCAACUACUCUUCCUCCUCCUCCUCUUUCAAGAAGAACUGUGCAAAUGUCGGCAGCUCAGGGAGCACCUACCACCACGGCUCAUUAGGUCCUUCAUCCUCAUCGUCAUUAUCUUCCUCCCACAGCGGAGUCCACAGUGUGGGUCUUAACUGUGGCCCCACUGUGCGGACCAACUCACUCAGCCUCAAGGUGGAGCCUUCUGGAGGUUCAGCAGGCGGCUUCUCAGGGCCGCCUGGACGAGGUCCUCCCUCGGGCAGCCCUGCAGAAUCCAUCAAGCGCAUGAGCGUGGUGAUGAACAGCAGUGACUCUACCCUCUCCUUGGGACCCUUCGUCCACCACCAGUCCUCUUUCUCAUCUGACCACCAUACAAACUUCAGCCACCACUCCGCAGAUGGGCGCCUGGAGGGCAAGAAGCGCAAGAACUCUCCUGCCUCCAGCGGCAUUAAUAGUGGAGGAGGAGGAGGAGGAGGAGGAGGAGGGGGACCUGGACCAGGUAGACCCAAAGUGGCAAAGUCACCUGCCAUUAACAACAUCCAUGGGAAGCAUGGGCGGAGCAUUCCAGGGACGCCAGGGCUACCCAACAACUCCCAUUUACAUCAGCCAAAGGCUCGUCCCUGACAGCGGUGUCCGGCCUCUGUGUAUGGAACCGGCAUGCGGAUGGGGAAGUAGUCCGGAGCAGUCCGCACACUGCUCUGGACUGCACGAGGCCUUCUAAAAUCAAACCCACUUUACUCUUAGCUUCCCACAAUCCUCAGGGUGGAGAUGAUCUGGACUGCCCAGUGAAGUCAAUGUGGUCCUUACUAUUUCUCCCAAAGCCAUGUGUGUGUGUUGGGGACGAAGGCUGGUGCAAUGGCACUGUAUGUAUAGCGUGGAGUGCCAGUUCGUCUUAGGAGCGAGCCAAGGACCCCCUACACAAGUGUCGUCCCAGUAUUCUGAGAGGUCUUCCUGUCUUGAAGUAGUAGGAACAAUAGCAGCAGCCAUGGGUCUCUUGAGCUGUGGUUCAAAGCUCAUUGGGUUCAGGUCAAGGGCUGCCGCGACAAAGCCGACACGAUGCCGAGCAACUGGGGAGACAACAAGCCGAUCUCUUCUGUUUGUUAAAGAAUGAGUGUGUGAAUGUGAGUGUGUGUACGAGUAUUUUUCUCAUGUCAGAUUCUGCUGGACUACUGGAAUUUCCAACUUAAUUACACCCCCAGCGCCUGAUCUCAGAAGCCUUGGAAGGAGAGCAGGAGAAGCAGCUAACUGUUACUUGCAACACCUUAAACAACACACAAUCACCUUGUUGUUUCACUUUUCGUUAGUCUGACUCUCUCUGGCGACACGUUUGAGUAACCUCUGGGUUACCCGCCGUAGCCUGAGAGGAGCCCAUGGGGACGAUCUGGUCAAUUCUUUUAUUACCCAGAAUAAUUAUGCAAGUGUUACCUUUUUAUGAUUUCUUAAGAGCUUUUUACAUCAAACUACCAAGAGUCUUUGUAGACGUGGUGAAGACAGUUGUGCUUUCAAAUGUGAAAAGAUCGCCUGAUGUGCCCAUUCGAUUGAAUCCUUUUGUCAGAGAGAGAACUUGGUCUUGAGUACACCUGUCAAUUUUCUAAAUCUGUUCAUUGUGCAAAAAGAUCGCCACAGUAGACCCUACUCCCCCCCCCAACUGUGAACAGCACUAAAUAACUACUUUCUCCACAGGCACCGCUUAGCAGUCCUCAAGGCUAGCCAAAAGCUAUCAGCUUUGCCAACUACUUCUCUUUUCUUUUUUUUAAACUGAAACACCUUUCAGUCACGCUCGUGAAGCGGUGAUAGUGUAUUUCCUGUGUGGAUCAAAAGAAUAUCUGUGCAAACUGUAUUGUUAUUGCCACACUUUACCUACUUUUUACCCAGCUGUGCGAGAUCCACAGCUGUUGUGGGCAGAUGUGAAUUGAAAUGUUUAUUUUUCCUACCUAGGGAAUCAGGUAUGGUACGUCUUAACUGGAGCAAACUUUAUGCACGUCACCUGUCUUCUGUGGGUUCGAUUGUCCCUCCUUGUGUAACCACUACCCAAACUCUGGAUGUUAACGUUUCAACGCCCCACCGGAACACUAUGUUGGUCUGUGUUGAGAAGGGAUUUAUCACAGUAGAAUAGGAUAACUAGGCAUUAUACUCUAUUCCUUUGUCAAAAUGGAGUCUUAAAUCCGGCAAUACUUGCCCGUCUCGUCAGGAUGUUUGCCUAUUUUGAGUGGGUUUUAUGGUGCGAGAUUCAUGGCGAUGGCUUCACGGGACAUAUUUAAACUUUUGGAAACGCCUGUUGAUUUAUUGAACCUCCACUGAUGUCAGUGUGGAAAAAUAGAGGAGACCAUUUUUUUUUUUUUUUUUUUUUUAAGAAUCUUAAUUCAGCUUUCUUUUCUUGUAGCCUAUGUAUCAAACAAGUAUUGAAGUAUCCCUAUUUGAGAAUACAUAUUUUGUUAAAUUGUACAUAGUUAAAUAUGUAUUUUUGCACAGGCUUUUUUUGUACACGCUGAAUUUUUGGUACAAUAAAAAAAAAUGAGAAGAAAAGUCAUUAUUUAUUUAGUAAAGAUGAAGUCAGAGAACUUGAUUAUUUGAAGUGGUUCACUGCCAGGUCUAUAUAAUGCAAUACGCCUAUAUGUAGAAGCUGAAGCAUCUCAUGAAUCGUGUACGGAGAUCCUUUUUAAGAAACAAAGGUGAAGUGUUGCCACUGUAGCAUGUGUCUGUAUGACGGAGGAUAUCUUUUAUUCACUUUUCAAGGUCUCAAUCACAUGUGCUUUUACAAGACAUUUUACGUUGCCUAUGAAUCAACACAACAGUUACUAUGUGACCCAAUUAGCCUGUGAUUUUUAAAAACGUCCUGCAGGCUUGAAGCUGUGCCCGUUGUCUAUCCAGUUUCCACGGACUCUUCAGUCACACACUUUAUAAGACCUUAAAACACAUCUUCAUGCUC